AUGCACCAGCGUCUUAUCGAGUUUGAGCCGCUGAAGGAGAUAUCUCAGCAGCAAGAACAGCUGCUGUGCGAGACACUCAAAUUCGAGGCGGUCGCUGCCAAACGCCCAUCCACGCAGAAGCCGCAGACGAAGGAGAUGGAAAAGCAGGCGCGUAAAGACUUACAGUUCCAGGUGGCAGCAAAACACAGCAUGAAGAAACGAAAGCGCCUGUCGGAGGCUCCUGAACCUAACUCAGACGAACCGAUCGAUGAUUUUGAUGCUCGUGUGAACGGAUACGGUCCCUUCGCACCGGACGACGAGAGUGGAAACAGUGGUCGAUUUCCCAAGCUUGAACGGAUGAGCUGGAACGGCAUGUUACAGAAUUUUCUGUCAGACUCGAAAUCGAUGCGAGACAAAGAAUUGCAAUUAAAAGAGUCAGCGUUAGAACUGGAAAAGAAGAGAGAAGAGCGGCUGGCUGCAGAACAAACUAUGAAACUCGAAAUUCGAAAAGGGAAAUUGGAAGUUGAAAACAAAAAGGAAGACAAUCGCUCCGAAGAGUUAAAAGCCCGCUGA
Messenger RNA from Paramacrobiotus metropolitanus, 552 nucleotides. RefSeq lists its product as uncharacterized. The coding region runs from base 1 to 552 and encodes 183 amino acids. The transcript has 4 exons. The record is from RefSeq and is a predicted model, not a curated record. Lineage: Eukaryota; Metazoa; Tardigrada; Eutardigrada; Parachela; Macrobiotidae.